AUGGAAGGACUUUUUCCAUAUUCAUCAUCAACAAAUAAUAUUGCUAAUCGAUCUUGUUUUGAUUCUCAAGAAUCAUCUAAACAUCAUGUUAUUAUUAUGUUAAUUGAUGCUCUUCGUGCUGAUUAUGUAUUUAAUAGAAAUGAUUCAUUUUAUUUAAAAUCUAUUGAAAAAUUUGAACAAAAUGGAAAAGCUUUAUCAUUUAAAAUGCGUAGUCAUACUCCAACAGUAACAUUACCUCGAUUAAAAGCAUUAUUAACAGGUACAAUACCAUCAUUUUGGGAUAUAAUUUAUAAUUAUAAUUCAAGUAAACUUGAAUUAGAUAAUAUAUUAAUUCAAUAUAAAAGAAAAUAUCCUUUAAAUAAAAUAAUUUUUUAUGGUGAUGAUACUUGGAUUAAAUUAUUUCCUAAUGAUAUUUUUUAUCGAUCAAAUGGUCUUCAAUCAUUUUUUGUUACAGAUUUUAAAGAAAUUGAUUUAAAUGUAACAAAUAAUCUUUAUUCUGAAUUAAAUAAAAUGAAUGAAUGGAAUUUAUUAAUUGUUCAUUAUUUAGGUCUUGAUCAUAUUGGUCAUGCUCAUGGAGCAUUUAAUUAUUUAAUUAAAAAUAAAUUAAAUGAAUAUGAUGAAAUAAUUAAUUUAAUUUAUUCUAAAAUGAAUGAUAAUGAUAUAUUAAUAAUAACAGGUGAUCAUGGAAUGGCUGAUAAAGGUGGACAUGGAGGUUCAUCAUUAGUUGAAAUAAAUAUUCCAUCUGUAUUUGUAUCUCAUAAAUUUAAUAAUUAUAAAAAAGAAAAAAAAGAAUAUUUUCAAAUUGAUUUAACAGCAACAUUAUCUGGUUUACUUGAAAUAAGUAUACCAUGGAAUAAUCUUGGAAUAUUAAUUGAUGAUGUUUUAGAAAAUUAUUAUUCAAAUAAGAAAAUAAAUUUAUUAAAAUGUUUAAUUGAUGAUAAUCGAAGACAAUUAUAUAAUCUUUUAUCUGAUAAAUAUUUAUCAUUAUAUUAUUCAAAUGAUCUUCAAUUAAUUCGUGAUAAAGCUAUUCAAAUAUCAAAUCAACAAGAUUUAAUUAAAAUUUUAUUAAGUAUUUCAAUUUUCUGCUCUAGUACAAUUAUGUUAUGGUAUAAUAUUGAAAAAAAUUCAUUGUUUUCAAUAAUUGUAUUAAUAAUAUAUUAUUUAAUAUCUGGAAAAAUGCUUAUUAGUAUUGGUAUUGGUGUUUUUUGUUUUUCUAUAAUUGUUAUUAUAAUGAAUAAAAAACAAAAGAUUGAUUAUAAAAAAAAACUUGAUAAUAAAAUUUCAAAUAUAUUUCUAAUGUAUUAUCCAUUAUUACAUUUAAUAUCAUUAUUUUCAAGUAGUUUUAUUGAAGAAGAACAUCAAAUUUGGUAUUUUUUCUUAUCAACUUAUUUAUUAUUAAAAACAAUUGAAGAUAAAUCAUUUAAAAUUUUAUUUAUGUUAAUAUUAUCUCGUUUGAUACGUUCUUGGAAUCAAACUGGAAAUAAAUGGUUACAUUUAACAGAUAUUGGAGAUUAUCUUAAUGCAACUGAAAAUGGUACUUAUUUAUUAAUAAUUCAUAUAAUAUCAUCAAUUAUAUUUAUUUAUUUAUUAAAUAAACCUCGACAAUAUAAAAUAUCAUAUUUUUUACCAAUAAUUGUUAUCAUUUAUCGAUGGAAUUUAAUUGGUUGGUUAUCUUCAUUAAUCCCAUUAUUGUAUUAUAUAUUAUUAAUUGUAUUAAUUGUUGUAAAUCAAUUGCCGAAAGAAAAAUUCUUAUUUUGUUUAUUAUAUAUAUUAUGUCGUACACAUAAUUGUUUAAUAAUAAUAGUUCAUAUGAUUUAUUAUUUUAAUCUAAAUGAAAAAGAUGCUCAUCUUUUAUUUUUAUUUAGUCAAUCAUCUUUUUAUCAUCUAGGAAAUUCAAAUUCAUUUGUAACAAUCGAUAUAUCAUCUGGUUUUGUUGGUAUUCCAAUAUAUAUUCCAAUAAUUCAUGGAAUAUUUAUUUAUUUAUCAACAUAUGGUUUAUCAAUUGUUUGGCUAUUUAAAUUAUCAAAAUCAGAAUUAAUUUAUUAUUUAAUUGAAAUAACAUUAAUAAAUAGUACAUUUGCGUUAUGUAUUUUAAUUCAACGUUAUCAUUUAUUUGUUUGGACUGUUUUUGCUCCGAAACUAUUUUAUUUAUGUGCUCAAACAGCUUUUAACUUAUUUCUUUUGGUUCUAAUAAAAUAA
Messenger RNA from Rotaria sp. Silwood1, 2199 nucleotides. NCBI's taxonomy places the organism in Eukaryota, Metazoa, Rotifera, Eurotatoria, Philodinida, Philodinidae. The record is from the annotation of a GenBank genome assembly.